UGUAGGCGAAUGGUAGUCAUCAGAGAUGCGCCGAAGGUUUGAUGGGUGCGCCACAGUUACUCAAGGCGCGUGAGGUUGAGUGAGGAUCCCUCCGAACUGUUGGAAAGGUAGAGCGCAGGGGGAGGUUUGGAAACGAAAUUCCAAUGAUUCGACUGCAGCCUGUGUGUUUUUAGGACAACGUCAUGUUUUUCAUCCAUCUUAUCACUUUGGACCCGGAAAGGAUCCUAACUGCCUUUUUUUCCUCUUGCAAACUGGCUUAAUGAUCCCAAAUAAAGCAAAAUAUUGAAGAAUGUUUGUUCCAAGAGCUCUUAAAGUCAAGAGGACUGCUGAGGAUGAUGGGACCUGCGAAACUAAGAAAAACAAGUCUUCUCCCAAUGAAUCCUCAUCUGACGUGGCCUCAAAGUUUAGAGAGGCUGAAUUGGAUACAAAAGUGGAAGAAUGUACAGAACUACAGUCUUCCCUAGAUUCACCUGUGGCACCUAUUGAAGGAACUUUGAAAAAUGAAAAAAAUGAGAACAGUUCUCUUGCAGAGGAACCUAUAAAAUCAUUUAGCAGAACUCAGCGCUGGCCCCAACCUGGCGAGCCUGUCUGUAUCAUUUGUGGUCGUUAUGGGGAAUACAUCUGUGACCAGACUGAUGAAGAUGUCUGUAGCUUAGAGUGUAAAGCCAAACACAUUUUGCAUGUUAAAGAGCAGGAGGAAAACUCAAAGCCUACUGAUAGUGACAAAACAGAAUCUCAGACCAGGUCUGUCUGUCUCGACAGUACUUAUGUUUAUAAAGAAAAUGAUUUUGUACUAAGCCUACGAGACGUGCAGGUUGACAACUUAAGACUGCAACUGGGCAUCACCAUUGAAGGUCAAGGAGCUGUGAAACCUAUUGUAGAAUUUGAGCAUUGUGGUUUUCCUGACAUUUUAAACUGCAAUUUAAAAAAAUCUGGCUAUGAAGUCCCAACCCCAGUUCAGAUGCAAAUGAUUCCAAUUGGAUUACACGGCAGGGAUAUCAUGGCCACUGCUGACACAGGCUCGGGCAAAACUGCAGCUUUCCUGCUUCCAGUUAUAAUUAAAGCAUUGGGCAAGACAGAAGCCCCAUCUGCUCUUAUUUUGACACCAACGAGAGAGCUGGCGAUACAGAUCGAGAAGCAAGCUAAAGAUCUUAUGGUUGGUCUACCAAACAUGAGAACAGUUCUUCUUGUUGGUGGAUUGCCAUUACCCCCUCAGCUCCAUCGCCUAAAACAAAAUGUUAAGGUUAUAAUAGCAACGCCUGGAAGGCUCCUAGAAAUUCUUAAGCAAAGCUCUGUACAGCUCCAUCAUAUCAAAAUUGUUGUUGUGGAUGAAGCUGACACCAUGUUAAAAAUGGGUUUCCAGCAGCAGGUAUUAGAUACUUUGGAAAAUAUUCCAAUAGAUCGUCAGACUCUUCUAGUGUCGGCUACGAUGCCUUCUGGCACUGAACAACUGGCAAAUCGACUUCUGCAAGAUCCUAUAAAAAUCACCAUUGGGGAAAAGAAUCUGCCAUGUUCCAGUGUUCGCCAGAUUAUCCUGUGGAUAGAGGAACCCUCCAAAAAGAAAAAACUUUUUGAAAUAUUAAAUGAUAAGAAGCUCUUUAAGCCUCCGGUACUGGUGUUUGUAGAGUGCAAACUGGGUGCGGAUCUUCUGAGUGAUGCUGUUCAUAAAAUAACAGGCUUACAAACAGUAUCGAUGCAUGCUGAUAAGUUGCAGACAGAAAGAACUGCCAUAUUACAGGGAUUAUUGCAACAGAAGUAUGAAGUGGUUGUAAGCACUGGGGUCCUUGGACGAGGACUUGAUCUGGUGAAUGUUAAGCUGGUCGUCAACUUUGACAUGCCAUCUAGUAUGGAUGAAUAUGUGCAUCAGAUUGGAAGAGCUGGACGGUUGGGUCACAGUGGAACUGCAAUUACUUUUAUUAAUAACAACAGUAAAAAACUUUUCUGGGAUGUUGUAAAACGGGUUAAACCAACAGGCACUAUCCUCCCACCUCAGUUAUUAAAUUCCCCAUAUCUUCAUGACCAGAAAAGAAAGGAACAGCAAAGAAGCAAACAGUCGCAGAAUGGACUUGUAACAGCUGAUAAUCUUGUGGACAUUAUUAGAAAGCAUGACAGAAGCUUUUCACAGAAGUGAUGAACUGAGAUAUAUUUGUAAAUACAGUGCAUUUGUACAUCAAGUGAAUAAGUGCUGGAUUCCAAUUUGAAUUAAAAUCAUUGGGGCACAUUUCUGCUAA
Sphaerodactylus townsendi is the source of this 2231-nucleotide messenger RNA. It is a transcript of the gene DDX59, whose product is annotated as DEAD-box helicase 59. The coding region runs from base 290 to 2131 and encodes 613 amino acids. Gene Ontology annotation, molecular function: RNA helicase activity; ATP binding; nucleic acid binding. Lineage: Eukaryota; Metazoa; Chordata; Lepidosauria; Squamata; Sphaerodactylidae. The record is from RefSeq and is a predicted model, not a curated record. The transcript is spliced from 8 exons.